UGGUCGGUUUGGCCGGAACAAAAUAUGCGCUGGGCACCCGGUUGCUAGAGCAAUAUACUCUGGUCUUUCUGUGGACGACACAAAACCCUCCUGUAAACUUGAAACCCUAGACUACCAUAGCCUCAUCUCUCAUGGCGGAGGAAGAAGUUGCGGCGGUGGCUGUGGCGGAGGCGGAGGAUAGCUCUUCGCCGACAGACAACAAGCGGAAACAUGAAGAUUUGGAGCCCGAGCCUCCGACGAUGGCCAGCUUGAACUCCAACGCGAACGAAUCGGACUCGAUCGUGAAAGGUAUCGAGGCGGAGGUAGUUCUUGCUGAUGAUUCCACAUCGAAACGACCUCGUUUGGAGAAGGAUCCCGACGAAUUAGUGGCUGAGAACGGAUUUCAAAAGGAGGUGGAUGAGCCUGUGACGCAGGAUGACGAACAGCCAUCUGUGGAUAUUGAUGCUAAGUCAGAUGAAGCUCAGCCACUGGCUGAGGAAGCUCUGGAGACGCUGAAUGAAGAACAACCAUCUACUGAUAUUCACCAGACAGCAGACAUUCAGCAACCCUUUGUUGAUGAUCCUCAGCUGGAAAGUGCUCAGCAAAAGCCAUCUGGAGGGGAACAUCAACCUGCAUCUGGAGGUGAACAGCUUCAGGAGCCCCCCGCAGAAGUUCCUCAACAGGAGGAUGUUCCUUCUGCAGAACAGCAACCUGCAUCUGAGACUCAAACUCUGUCACGGAAAAUGGAAAUCCCUAAUAAUAAGGUUGGAGUUCUCAUUGGCAAGGCUGGUGAUACUAUACGGUUUCUACAAAUCAAUUCAGGUGCCAAGAUUCAGAUCACAAGGGAUGCUGAUGCUGAUCCAUAUUCUGCCACCCGGCCUGUGGAGCUAAUAGGAACUUCGGAAAAUAUAAACAUGGCUGAGAAACUGAUAAAGGAUGUUAUAGCUGAGGCUGAUGCGGGGGGUUCCCCCUCCCUUGUGGCUAGGGGUUUCGGUAUGGUACAGGCUGCUGGCACUGUGGAACAAGUUCUCAUACAAGUUCCAAAUGAGAAGGUUGGUGUAAUCAUAGGUAAAGGUGGGGAGACUAUUAAAAAUCUGCAGACGAGAUCAGGGGCACGCAUUCAGUUGAUACCACAACAUCUUCCUGAUGGGGACCAAUCUAAAGAAAGGACAGUGCGCGUGGCUGGUGAUAAGAAGCAGAUUGAGAUGGCAAGAGAAAUGAUAAAUGAAGUUAUGAAUCAGCCUAUAAGGAAUUCUCCUCUCUCUGGCGGUUAUAAACAACAGGCGUUCCGUCCACGUGGACCCGCUGCUUCAGCACAAUGGGGACGCCGAGGUCCUCAUUCUCAGCCAACAACAGGGUUUGAUUAUCAGCAACGAGGGCCGUAUCCAUCUCAGAACUCGCAGUACCCACCUCAAGCAUAUGGUAAUUAUCCUCCACAACAAGGGGCUCCAAGAAGCAACUUCGGUUCAGGAUGGGAGCAAAGGCCUUCAUCAACAAUGCAGCAGGGUCCCACUUCCCAGAGUGGUAGUUAUGACUACUACGGUGGGCAAGGUCAUCAUAUGGUUGAUACUCCGACAUCUGUCCCGAUAUCUAAUCCCGUUCCUGCUCAUGGUCCCAGCCCCUAUGCUGCACCUAUGGGCCCUCCCCAUUCACAGGGAAAUUACAAUUAUGGGCAGCCAGCUCCUUAUUCCCAAACUGUGCCUCCACAGAGCUACGGGCAUGGAUACAAUGAAGCAAAAUAUGAAAACCAGGCUCCGAGUCAGCAUCCCUAUGGAGGUUCGCAGUCAGGGCCCUACCCUCAAGGUAGUACUCAUCCAGGCUAUGCUCCUCCACAGGACCAGUAUGGUAAGCCAGCAUCCUAUGGUGUGCCACCACAGCAUGGACCUCCUUCCCAAUCCUAUGGCCAGCCUAGGGCUAGUCAACCUGGUGAUAUACCUUAUCAAGGUUCAACCCAGCCAUAUGGUCAAAAUGCAGUGCCUCAACAAACAUACCCGUACGCGUCGAGCAUGCCGAUGCAGCAGCAGCAAAUUUAUCAUCCAUAUGGUUCUGCAUCUGCUACUGAUGGGUAUAAUCAGCCUCUGCCAGCCACAGGAUCCGCCCCCGUGUAUCCCCAGCAAGGUGGCCAGCCUGUUUCAGGUUAUGGUCAGCAGGGGGGUCCUGGUUCUGCUCAAGUGGUUCCGGGAUCAUACCCAUCUUCACAACCAGGUUACACUGAACAACCGGCUCAAAACAAUGUAGGCUAUGGUUACCAAGGUGGUGCUGAUCCUUCUUAUGGUAGUGCUCCUCCUGGUUCGGCUUACGGUGCACCACCAGCUGGGCAGGCUGGUUAUGCCCAACCAGCACCAACACAGCCCGGAUAUGAUCAAUCCAUCCCACAUUCGGGUGGUUAUGGAAAUUUACCAGGGGGUGGUGCACCCCAGCCUGGCCACCCUCAGUAUGAUUCGAAUCAGAUGUACGGUGCACAUCGCUGAAAAUUUUGAUAUUUGUCUUUAGGAAAGUAAUAUCAGAUGUAGAUGUUUGUUUUCCUAUCAUAUGCUAGCUUGCAUCCUUACAGAACCCUUUUUAUUUUAUUUUAUUUUAUUUUAAUACCUUUAGAACUAUGGCUAUGCGGGUUAUUGUGCUGUUUGGACGAUAUUCUAUGCAUAAUGAGCAGAACUUUUUAUGAAUUUGAUGAACCUGGAAUCGGGCAUGACCUAAGAAUAUAGGGUUAUCACAA
Messenger RNA from Camellia sinensis, 2695 nucleotides. RefSeq lists its product as uncharacterized. NCBI's taxonomy places the organism in Eukaryota, Viridiplantae, Streptophyta, Magnoliopsida, Ericales, Theaceae. The record is from RefSeq and is a predicted model, not a curated record. Gene Ontology annotation, molecular function: RNA binding.